Messenger RNA from Heteronotia binoei (common prickly gecko), 5496 nucleotides. RefSeq names its product tankyrase 1 binding protein 1 (gene CNOT12). The coding region runs from base 126 to 5171 and encodes 1681 amino acids. The transcript is spliced from 11 exons. NCBI's taxonomy places the organism in Eukaryota, Metazoa, Chordata, Lepidosauria, Squamata, Gekkonidae. The record is from RefSeq and is a predicted model, not a curated record. Gene Ontology annotation, biological process: cellular response to ionizing radiation; double-strand break repair. Gene Ontology annotation, cellular component: nucleus; heterochromatin.
CCUAUUUGCAUGGUUGAUGAAUAUGCAUCACAGGGGGUGGGACCAGCUGGGCCCUGAUUUGAAUAUGCACAGAGCGAGGCUCGGCCGCGCCUCGAUCGGGCCGCGGAUCUCCGAAUCGGGGAUUGAUGUAUGUAUUGCAUUCGGAGUCCCAGCCUGGUGAUGUGAUGGAUUCCAAGCCCCAGUCACUGUGCUCCCCAUUCUCUUGUACAGCAGCUAAUGGCCGUAGGGGGCCCAAACAACUAUCAAGCAGCCCUGAGACAGGGGAUGCCCGCCCAAAGCCCCCAGUGAAACCCAAGCCAUGUGUGUUGCCAAAGCCAGCUAUGCCAGCAAAACCCACCCCUGUACUGCGUCAAGCUCUUUCUGAAGUGCCCUCUGCAGAAAAGAUCAAUUUGCUGGCUGGACCCAAGCCAUAUAGCAGUGGGGCUGGUAAUUCUGUUAAGCGUCUUUCCUUUAGCUUCAAGUGUCCUCCAAAAGAAGGUACAAAUGGAAAAGAGGUUUCACCUCCGUUCUUUUCUGUGACCAAGCCAUCUGCAGAUGGAGAAGGGCCUGGUUGUGCAAAGCAACCCAGUGUUGCAGAAGGGGCUUCUGUGGACAAGUAUGAAGAAUCAUCCAGUAUAUGCAAGUGUGCUGUCCCAUUCAAAGUGAAGCCAGUGCCAGUAGCAGCCAAGCCAGAACGUUUUCCUGGGACCACAGUGGAGGAGAUCUUGGCCAAGAUUGAAAAGCCCAGCAAAGAAGGGCUGGAGAGCCCUGACAAGCCUCGCCUGGUACGCACCUUCUUCAGCCAGGAAGGUGGCACAUCUAUUCACUUGGGGCCUAAGGGUUAUGCUGUAUUCCGGAGAUGUUCCAGUGGAGGGGAAGGGAGAGAAAUGGAACUGAAGGAUCCUGUGUACAGGGCUUCUCAUGAAGAGAACAGAUUGUCAAGGAGCAAGGAAGACACCACAAGUUCGAAUGGUCAGCAUGCACCUGAAUCUGAGCAGCCAGCAACAGAGGGAGGCUUAUGUUUCCACUCUAGAGACAGCAGCUCCAGCCCACCUAGCAUGAGCUGUGAUGGAGACCAGCCUGGACUUCGCAGUCCACCAUCACCUCCUGGCGUUUCUGUCCCACAGACCUAUCAACCCCUUGCCAAGCUCUCUUCUGGAGUCACUCCUGGGUCCCCUGAGGCCCCUGCUGAACCAGCCCAGGCCCCAGGUGCUCCAUAUCUUCCAGCAGAUAUCCACAUCACCCAAGCUAAGCUUCCCCCAGGCUCUCCAGAUGUUAUUAAGCCCCUUAAAUCUUCCACUAAGGAGUUUUGUGGUCUUACCCAGGCUCCAGGUUCCCCUCUGACGCUUGCUGACCCCUGUCCCCCGGGAUCCCCCAGUGUUUCUGUUGAGACGUCACUGUCUCCAUGCCCCCCCAGCCCUUCUGCAAGGGACCUUGAAGGCUUACUUCUUCCUGGACCAUCUCUCAGCAUGCCUUUUAUGCCACCUGCUAAUCAUAGCCUAGAAACUCCCAGUUGUCUCUUGGGCAUCUCUGAGUCUCCUGGUUCCCCAAACACUCUUUCAGACUACUGUGUUAGUUCUGAUCAGCCUCCUGGCUCCCCAUCUCGUGCACAAGAGUCCAUUUUGCUCUCCAGAAACCAAGAUUCUCCCAAGAACCAUACAUGUGCAUUCCCUGCAGAGGACAAGGCCUCCCACUUUUCUCAGUUGCCUUUGCGGCGUGCUUCAGAGGGAGUUGUGGAGCCCCAAGGCAAAAAAGGCAAGGAGGAGCUGGGGGGAUCUUUGGCUACCCUGCCAAGAGGGGGUCCUCCCUUAAAGCAGGCAGCAGCGGGAGAGUCCAAUUGGAGCCUGUCACAGUCUUUUGAAUGGUCAUUUCCUAACCGGACUUUUGAAUGUGGUGGGAGACAACUGGGGUCUCCACCCAGGUCUCCCAUUGCAGAGGCAGAAGACACAGGCCUCUUGGAAACUGAGUUGAGUGGGAUGAUCUCCAGUCCCAAAAGGUCUUAUGAGGAAAGAAGUUCAGAGGGUCUGAACAGGAGAGAAGAUGAAGCUGAGGCUGAUGAGAGCUCUCCUGGCUGCAAGGAUUCCUGGAGCCAGGCUGUGGGGCAGCCAGAGUCCUCUUCUGUCCUGCAGAUGCCUGCACCUGGAGGACCCUCUGAUGGGAAACAGCCCAGUAGCCGUGAGCUAAAGGGUCCUUUGGUGGCAACAGAGUGUGGCUUUCAAGAGGAGGAAGAGGGCUUAUUGCCUUUUGUUCCAACCCAUGAGAAGGGGGCUUUGCAGGCAAUGGAGCCCUUGCCAAGUGUAGAACAGUCUGCCACCCCUGCACAGCUUUGCAUCUCAUUCUCAGAGGAUGUCCAGAUGCAGACAGCUGUGUCUAGCCGGGAGGAUGAGUAUGUUCUGGAUCUGGUUCAGGAGAGCAAGACUGGUGGUGCUGACCCUCUGCAAGGGGUUGAACAGGAUCCUAGCUCAUGCUGGCUGGAUGAACUGCUAGCAUCGCCUCCACCUAGUGCGGAUGACACUAAGAGGAGAAAUACGCCCAAGUUGGUUGACCCUACAGGACCAGAGGAUCUCCUUGGAUGGUCCCGGAAAGAUCUUUGCAGCGAGUUUGGCAUUGGAGAGACUGGCCAGUCCAUGGCUUUUGCCAUGGGAUGGGCUGAAGAGGCUGUCAGUGGCAAAGCGGAGUGGUCCGACGAGACGGAACAGGAUCGUGAAUUUGGCACUGGCAAACGGGAUUGGCUGAGCUCGUACAACGCUGGUGAUGCUGACAGGCAGGAUAUGAAAUUUGCUACUAGCCCACAGGAUUGGGCCAGGGGGACUCCACUGCUGGGUAAUUCCAACCAAGGCCAAGAAGACUGGCUCACUGCCUAUGGCAGCAGCUGUGCUGACCAGCAGAUUGGGGAGUCUGAUUGGAGCAGCAGGUAUGACAUUGACUCUGCUGAAUGUCAAAAUACAGAGUCUUACGUGAGGAAGCCAGGCUGGCCCAGGCUCUGCACUGAUGCCGAUCAGGGGAGCAGGGAGUUUGCUGUAGGCAACACAGACUGGAGUAGCCAGUAUAUUGCAGGUGCUGCUGCUGACAGGACUGACUGGCCCAGCAGUGCUGAAAACGACAGCUGUGUGGGCUCAGAGGCGAACACUGAGCCAUCAGAUGUGUCUAAUAAAUGCAGUCCUGCCCACCACCGGGAUGCACAACUCGGUCUCAGGCAUUCUGCGGGGCCUGAGGAUGAUCACGGUCCCUAUCAAGAGGCUGCAUUCAGUGCCUGUCAGUCAGGCUGGCCCGAAGAAACCGGUGCUGACACCAGUGCCAGUGAACUGCAAAUGGGAUUCAGUGACCAGCAGUUGGAAGAGACCAGAAAAUGCAGUGCCAGCCAUUCUGCAUCUCAGGUUGACAGCCAGCAGCAUGCCCAGCCUGAUGCAUAUGGCUUUAGUGAUGCCAGUUGUCCAGAACCUGAACUAAGUGGCAAGGAGUCUGACUGGCCCACUAGUUUUGAUUUGGGGGUUGCCCAGUGCCAGAGCAGUGAAUUCAGCAUUGGGAAGCCAGCUGACAUUGACGAAUACAAUGAUAGCCAAACACGCUGGGAAAGAGAAGUGGGUAUUUUAAGUGGAGGCAGCACCCCGGUGUUUGGGGCUGGUGAUGCAGAGUUCGAUGCCCAGAAGACAGUCUGGACUGAUGCUUACGUUCUUGGUGGAAGUGAUCCGCAAGGUAGCAGCUUCUCGGCUGGCGCAAGAGACUGGGUCAGAGGCACUGAUGUCUCUGGAACGGAACAAAAAAUGCAGUGCAGUGCUGCAAGGAACAACCAAGGAGGAAACUUUGACCCACUGGAUAUGUCAGGUCUAAGAAUGACAAUAGAUUUGGUGGAGACAUCUGACAACCUGAUAGACCAGACUCAAGAUUUUAAAAGUGUGGCCAUGGAUGAGCCCAGAGGAGUUGGAGAGGGGCAGUCUGACUGGACCCAAGAUCUCAGCCUUAAGGGCCUAAGCCUUUCCAAGGCUGACAGCGCAGAUGAAUCUAGAAAAGCUCCAGAGAAGCAGCCUGAUUGGCCCUUGGCCCUGGGCUUGGCAAGGUCAUCUGCCCACUCAGAUGCAGGGCUUGUGAAUCCAGAGUUGCCUAGAGAACCUGGUGUGGGACAAGCAGAUUUGACCUGCAGAUCAGACAUUGAGAGCAAGGAUGUAUCUGAUGCGAGGUCCAAAGGUUUGGAGCAGGCUGAGGAAACAGGUCCAGUGGAGAUGGACUGGACCAGUGAACUUCAGGAAGAACAUCACAACCAAAGUUCUUGCCUUGGAGCUCCUUGUCUGGAUAGCGGUGAGAUGCAACACCCAGGAACAAGUGAAGACCCUGGAGAGAGCAGAGAGUCUCAUAGUGAACGAUUGUCCAGUCCUAGCCACCUGCUGGAAGAGAUGGUUGCCAGCAGUGCUGCUGAGGAGGUGGCUCAACAGAAGAGACCUACUUCCUCCCAUAGCUGCCAUUCAGAAGAGGGAGCACUCAGCAUGUUGACUGAUGACCAGAUGACUGCAGCUGAAAAGACUAGAGCCUCUCCUGCCUCAGUGGAGGUGAAGGAGGAUGAAAAGACUAGGCCCAGUGGAGAUGGUGGUAUCAGCCAGUUGGACAGUAGAAGCUGUUGUCAACCACCCCUGGAAGCAAGGCGCCUGAGUCAUCCAGAGCAAAAUGGAAGCCAAGCAGCUCAACCCAUAUCCCAAGAAGGCCACACUACAGACAGGGCUGGAGCACCAUCAGGGGAAACCUUCAUCUUCUUAACGGAUACAGAGGUCCUUGACAGUACCGCAUAUCGUGAUCGGGCAAACUUGGGCCGGAAGCGAGGACAUCGGGCACCGGUCACUCGAUCUGGAGGUGCCCUUUCAGAGAGCGAUAGGGACAGCUGGAUGUUCAAAGAUUCCACAGAGCCUCAAGUAUCUCUUGUACACUCUGAUGAAGAAUCUUCUGAGGAACCAAGGAGCAGACGGCCCCGGAAUUCUCCACUGUCAAAGGGGGUGAAGGUGCCACUUUUCCCAGGCCUCAACCCUUCAGCAUUGAAGGCCAAGCUAAGAGGCCGAAACCGUUCUGCUGAGGAAGGGGAUUCACACAGUGAGGCCAAGCAGAGUCCUGCUAAGGAGGCCCACGUACAACGCUCUAAAUCAUGCAAGAUUGCUAGUGGAAAGCCUUUGGUGCUGCCGCCCAAGCCAGAGAAAACCUCAGGGUAGGUGUAAGCAUCGUCACCCAAUUGGCUGCAGGUUCUGAAGCUGAAAAAGAAGAAAUCUUGAAAUGGAAAUAUUGAGGCAAGUGUCUCCUCAGAGGGCUUGAGUGUGGCUCUGUUCCAUUCCUGUUCCUUCUGCAUGUUGGAUCACUGUAAUGUGUUACAUGCAGUACAUUUGGUCUUUGGGUUCUGCAGCUGCAAGAUGAGUUUGUGGCUUCUGGCAGUUGGUCCAGAAUUCUCAAAGAAAAGUGCCUGUGCCUGUCGAGCAAGAAUGCUCCCAAACUGCUAUUGAAGAUUGGAGGAUCCUGGUACUUGAGACUCCUGGCUCUUAA